Symphalangus syndactylus (siamang) is the source of this 1543-nucleotide messenger RNA. RefSeq lists its product as uncharacterized. The record is from RefSeq and is a predicted model, not a curated record. Lineage: Eukaryota; Metazoa; Chordata; Mammalia; Primates; Hylobatidae.
GGGCGCCCGCCCACCGGAGGAGCGACUGGAGUUGAUCGGCUGGGCGCUCAGGUAGCGAAGAUAAACGUAGUCUUGUGGCAGAAAAUCGACAUUCUCUGCACUAUCUUUAGUUUUCCAACUGAACUUCUGAGAAAUGGAGGCUACAAUACCUAGUUUGCCAAACAGGAGAUUAGAAGACUACAAUUCCCAGAAGGCACUACGACCAACAUUGGUCCGCGCUCAUACUUUGCAUCAUGGGACUUGUAGUCAUCACCAGCUUGAGCUGAUUCUAACAGUUUCACUCUUGUUGCCCAGGCUGGAGUGCAAUGGCGUGAUCUCGGCUUACCAAAACCUCCACCUCCUAGGCUCAAGAGAUUCUCCUGCCUCAGCUUCCCGGGUAGCUGGAAUUACAGCUUCAGAUCCAAAUGGUAUGCUAGCAUUCUCUUCCUAACAGUCCACUGUCAACACUUCACUGUUAGAACAAUCACACCAGAAUUAAGGUCAAAUGGAUUAUCUUAUUCUUCAUUGCUGAAAAUCACACCUCAUUGAAAUUUGCUUCAUAACUGAACCAUGAAUUUUUCAUCAAACAUACUUUUGUGUUUCUCCUCCUGGCAUUCUUUAUGAGGAACUUCUUUUUGGAGCUCACUGACUUCCUGUUCUAAUUUGGUCCAGUUAUUUUCUAGAAUUGCUACACGACUGUCAUCCUGGGACUUCCUUCUGUUGGAAUCUGGGAAAGCUUACAACUUUUCAUAUCCUCUCUUCUUCUUUUGUGUUUUUCACCCUGAAGUGUACAAAGUCAAAUGAAUUUCCUAGAAAAACUAGUGAGUUAAUAUUUUGAGUCCUUGUGAUAUGGGAGGGGGGCAGGGAAGUGCUGGGUAGAGAAGUGCGGGGUCCCUGAUGAGGGCUCCACCCUCAGGCUGUGCUCAUGACUAAAUGAGGACAGGCAUUUCUGUUUUCAUGCCCCAAAAGUUGCCUUUUGGCCCACGAUGAGCCCCAUCCUGUACCCGUAAAAACCCAAGACCUGAGAAGUCACAGACACAAGUGGCUGGACGUCAAGAGAGCAGAAGAACAUAGCAACAGACACCAGCAGACAACAUCAGGCCAUCGACGGCUGCAUGAUGUGGAAUUUGGCUGGAGGCAGUUGGAGGAGAGUCUGGCUAUUGGGGCGACCUGACUCCAGGGGAAGACCACCUUCCCACUCCAUCCCCCUUCGGGCUCCUCAUGCAUCUCACAAGAGCUACUUCCACCACUCAAUAAAACCUUGCACGCAUUCUCCAAGCCCACGUGUGAUCCGACUUCUUGGGUACACUAGGGCAAGAACUCGGGAUACAGAAAGCCCUCUGUCCAUGCGAUAAGGCAGAGGGUCUACUGGAGCUGAUUAACACAAGCCACCUGCAGAAGGCAAAGCUGAAAGAGCACACGAUAACACAUGCCCACUGGGGCUUCAGGAGCUGCAAACACUCAACCCUAGACACUGUCAUGGGGUCAGAGCCCCAAAACACUCCCCACGAUCUGCUCAUCUGCAUGCUCCCCUCAGGAGUUUGAGCAGCGGGUCACCGAAGAA